GCGGCGGCGGCGGCGCGGGCACCGGCGCGGGCAGCGGCAUCAUGAGCGCAUCACAGAACAAUGACAAAAGACAGUUUCUCCUGGAGCGACUGCUGGACGCAGUGAAGCAGUGCCAGAUCCGCUUUGGAGGGAGAAAGGAGAUCGCCUCGGAUUCCGACAGCAGGGUGACCUGUCUGUGUGCCCAAUUUGAAGCUGUCCUGCAACAUGGCUUGAAGAGGAGUCGAGGACUGGCGCUCACAGCGGCAGCCAUCAAACAGGCCGCGGGCUUCGCCAGCAAAACCGAAACAGAGCCCGUGUUCUGGUCCUACGUGAGGGAGGUGCUCAGCAGGCACGAGCUGCAGCGCUUCUACGGCCUGCGCCACAUCGCCUCGGACGUGGGCCGCGGCCGGGCCUGGCUGCGCUGCGCCCUCAACGAACACUCGCUGGAGCGCUACCUGCACACGCUCCUGGCUGACCGCGGCAGGCUCAGCACUUUUUAUGAAGACUGGUCUUUUGUGAUGGAUGAAGAAAGAUCUAGCAUGCUUCCCACCAUGGCAGCUGGUCUGAAUUCCAUCCUCUUCGCCAUUAACAUCGACAACAAGGAUCUGAACGGGCAGAGUAAGUUUGCUCCUACCGUGUCAGACCUCUUGAAGGAGUCCACGCAGAACAUGACCUCUUUGCUGAAGGAGUCCACGCAGGGGGUGAGCAGCCUUCUCAGGGAGAUCACGGCCUCCUCCGCCGUGUCCAUCCUCAUCCGACCCGAGCAGGAGACCGACCCGCUGCCUGUAGUGUGCAGGAACGUCAGCGCAGAUGCCAGGAGUAAAAAGGAGAGGAAGAAGAAAAAGAAGGUGACCAACAUUAUCUCAUUUGAUGAUGAAGAAGAUGAGCAGAACUCUGGGGACGUUUUUAAAAAGAUUCCUGGGGCAGGGGAGAGCUCCGAGGAGAACUCCGACCGCUCCUCGAUCAACAUCAUGUCCGCCUUUGAAAGCCCCUUUGGGCCAAAUUCCAAUGGGAGCCAGAGCAGCAACUCAUGGAAAAUUGAUUCUGUGUCUCUGAAUGGGGAGUUCGGGUACCAGAAGCUUGAUGUGAAGAGCAUCGAUGACGAAGACGCGGACGACAAUGAAGACGACGUGUACAGAAACUCAUCCGGGAGGAAGCGCGCCAGCCACUCGGAGUCGCCUGAGAAGCCCCUGGAUGGGAACAGCUGCCUCUCCCAGAUGCACGGCUGGGCUCCGCUGCAGGUGCUGCACGGUGAUGCUGACGUCCUCUUCCCGGUCAGCGGCGUGGGCUCCUACAGCCCAGCAGAUGUCCCCCUGGGAAGCCUGGAGAACGGGACGGGCCCGGAGGAUCACGUCGUGCCGGAGCCUGGCCUUCGGUUCAGCGUGGAAGCCGGCUCUCCAGGCCACGGAAGUCCGCUGAGCAGCCUGCUACCCGCUGCCUCGGUGCCGGAGUCGAUGACAGUCAGUGAACUGCGCCAAGCCAUCGUGGCCAUGAUGAAUCGGAAGGAUGAGCUGGAAGAAGAGAACAGAUCUCUGCGGAGUCUGCUGGAUGGUGAGAUGGAGCACUCGGCUGCACUCCGGCAAGAGGUGGAUGCCUUGAAAAAGAAGGUGGAGGAACAGGAGGAGCGACAUACCACGAAGGUGCAGGCCUUGGCCAGAGAGAACGAGGUGCUCAAAGUCCAGCUGAAGAAAUACGUAGGAGCUGUCCAGAUGCUGAAAAGAGAAGGUCAAACGGCUGAAGUUGUGCCGAAUCUUUGGAGUGUUGAUGGGGACGUCCCGGUCGCGGCACAGAAGCCGGGGGAAGCUACUGAAGAGCUGGCGAGCUCCUACGAGCGGAAGCUCAUUGAGGUGGCGGAGAUGCACGGCGAGCUGAUCGAGUUCAACGAGCGCCUGCACAGGGCCCUGGUGGCCAAGGAAGCCCUCGUGUCCCAGAUGAGGCAGGAGCUCAUCGAUCUCCGGGGGCCGGUGCCUGGAGAUUUGAGUCAAACCUCUGAAGACCAGAGCUUGUCGGAUUUUGAAAUAUCCAACCGGGCGCUGAUCAACGUGUGGAUCCCCUCGGUGUUCCUCCGGGGCAAGGCAGCGAACGCGUUCCACGUGUACCAGGUCUACAUCCGGAUCAAGGACGACGAGUGGAACGUGUACCGGAGGUACACGGAGUUCCGGAGCUUGCACCACAAGCUGCAGAACGCCUACCCUCAAGUGCGGGCCUACAACUUCCCACCCAAGAAGGCCAUCGGAAACAAGGAUGCCAAGUUCGUGGAGGAACGAAGAAAACAGCUGCAGAGUUACCUGCGCAGCGUCAUGAACAAAGUCAUCCAGGCGGUCCCCGAGUUUGCUGCCAGCCCCAAGAAGGAGACGCUGAUCCAGCUCAUGCCCUUCUUCGUGGACAUCGCCCCGCCCGGAGAGCCCCUCAGCAACAGCCGGCCCAGAGUGGCUUCCCGCUUCCCCAAGCUGUCCCGGGGCCAUCCCAGGGAGACGCGCAACGUGGAACCCCAGAGCGGCGACCUCUGACCUCAGCAAGACCCCAGAUGUGGGCCCAAAUCCUGCGCCAGGUGCCUCCGACCCGGCCAUGGCUGCCGACCCCUCACUCCCUGGAGCAACGUCACGGCCACCACCGGAUCCCGCAGGGCACCCCUCCUCACGGGCCGCGGGCCACUCCGAUUAAACUGGUCAGUCUCGGAGCCGGGCAGCCUCUCGCUGGACUGGGGCAGGCCGGCGCUGCGCCCCAGGGUCUGCCCUGGGCACCCGUGGCCCUUCCUCCGGCUCAGGGGCCAGGCAGAGAGGGGGUUCCCGGCUGGGCCAGGAGCCCCUUCGUCGACAUGCACAGUGCGAACCUUUCACAGGGACAGAGGGCCGGCCCGAAUCGGCCACCCGACGCCUUCCCACAUGGGAACCAGAAUGACCCUCAGCCCGUCUCCCUCUGGCUGCACCCUGCGGACUUCCCCCGCCCACCUGGGCCCUGCCACGGCCCCCAGCCCUCACUGGUACUGAACUUGCGCUCCUGGGGAAGCCCCCUCCCUGGCCGGCUACAGCCGCCCCUGCAGCUUGUCGGGCAUGGGGAGGCUCAGGUACCUGGUGACACGGCAGAGACCCUGGGCCACACGCACAGCAGUAGCCUUGGGCGCAGGCUCGAGGGAGAUCUGGCCCCGAGCGCCCCGCCGACGGCACCACAGCAGUAGACGCCGAGACGCAGCUCCCACUCCGCACGGGGGCCCCUGCAGUCACCCGUUCCCGACACACCCUCUGCCCCCAGCGUGCUGUGCUCAGGGGGCAGAUCCCUGUGUCCCCGAGGUUGCUCCCGUGUCAUGGCAGGGCCUUGCAGGCACAGGGUGAGGACCCCGAGCCCCGCCUCUUGUGAGCCGUGUCAGUUGGGUCCUGGGACCCAGCCAGUGACCAGCUUAACCUCCAGGCCCACGGAGAUGCCCCCCCCCCGCCCCGCCCCGAGGGCUAAGAGCCCUGUAGCAGCAGAGCUCAGGCACAGCGCGGGUGCAGUUCCGAGAUGAUCGUGGAGAAUAAGGCCAGCCUGCACCUUGCGCCUGGUCCCCUGCCUGGGGCAGAGGCGGACGCAAGGAUGUCCACACGGGGAAGGCACGGAGGGUUCCAUGGGAGCGGUUUCGGCUCAGUGGCUCAAACUGGGCACUUGGCCCUAGUGAGCAUGGAGCCUUUCCCAGCUAGGGAUGAGCUGACCCCCACGAGGAACAGGCCUGAGCCCGGGCCAGGUGAGGCUGAUGGCGCCUGACAGGAGUGCGGGGAUGGCCUGCAGCUCCCAGGACCCGAGACCACCGGGCCCAGGAGGCAGCGCAGCCCCACUGUGCGCUCACUUCUCCUGGCUGCUCUGGCUGAGCUCCUGGACCUUCCCAAGUUGGGCCGUCGUCACGGAGCGGGCCUGCACUGCCCACGCGCCUGUCCCUGCUCUACCUCCCUGUGCAGGGCACUGUCCCCUGUCCUGUCCCCAGUCCCCUUCCUAGCCCAUGAGGCAAUGAGCCCGGUGCAAAUCCUCACCCUCCCCAGCCGCCCCCAGGAACCUUCCUGGCGUCCUGCACAGAGUCCAGCAAAAAAAAGAGGGGGCUGACAUCCAACCCACAGCCUCUGAGAAUGGGCGCCCCUGGGCUCAUCCCAGAACUCCUGCCUGCCCAUUUUUAAAGCCUCCUCACUCACAGAACAGCUGCCCUGCCCUCCACACAGACUGAACACGCCUCCCCAGGGCCACCUGCCGGCUCUGCCCCGUCUCGUGACCGUGCACUGCAAGCCACCUCGGGUCACCCCCCAUCACUCAGCGUCCCUCACGUGAGAGCCCGGAGCCGCCCAUGACACACCAGUUCCAGAACCUUCCCCAGAGCCUCCAGUGGAGCCACAUGGGAUGCUUGGCCAUGGCUGUGCGCUGCUCGUAGCCAACCCGCCUGCCCGCCCCACCCUCUGGUGCCAAGGGCAGGCUUCAGCCCAAGACUUCCGAGGCCUGGAGAAGAACCAGACGGGACCUGGAUCCCAUCAUGCCACUGCCAGGGGAGGCACCGAGAGCUGCCCUCCAGCCUGGACCCAGCGCCAAGGGCUGGCCGCCCUGGUCCUCUGAGCUGUCGCCCAGGAAGGACCUGCUGGAGCUCACAUCCACCUCCUUGAGCAGGGAAGAACCUCUGGGGCCUCCAAGAGGGGAAGCCAGGGGGUCCGCCUCCCUUGCCAAGGCCGUGCAAGUCUAGGACCCCUGCCGCGAGCAGACGCUCAGGCUGGGUCCUUGCGAGGAAGGGGCCCUGCCUGCUCAGGGUCUGGGGGUGCCAACACAGACCCUGGCCUUGAGGUCCACCGUCAUCUCCUUUCUCACCACUGCUCCGGGUGAAGCCAAACUCAGGACAGGGCUGGGUGGCGGCGUCUCCCCUUGAAAGAGAGGAUCAAGUUUCCAAGUACGGACCCAGCGGAGAGACACGGCUCCUGCCCUGGGCAAGAAUCCCCUUGGUCCUUUUUCCAGUGGGGCUGACCCCGCCUGCACAGCCACUUCCAGCUCAGUCCCGUCUCGUCACAGGCCCACGCUGCUGGCCGUGGGUACAGGCUACCAGCCCGGGGGAGAGGAGGAAGCACCCCGCAGGAGGCUGGCUUAGUGCAGGUGAGUGGUGGCCUCUCCCGGGGGCCUCCCGGCUGCCCAGGAAGCCUGGAGCAGAUACAGCGCCUGGCGCCUCCUAACACAAGUUCCUUGGCAGCACUGAGAUCUCAGGACAGCGCACGCCGUGUGUUGGGCCUUUAACCAGCAGAGGCAACCGCAGGCCACUUGUCCACCCCUGGCUGACACAGCUGCAGUGCGGGCUGCCCGGCCCUGGGCACUGGAGGCCCCCUCGUCACUGCCCAGGUGAGGAGAGCACCGGGGCCGAGGGGCAGCCCCCAGACACAGGGCUGGCCCUGGGGGUCCCAGCAGGCCCCCUCUCUGGUGCCCACUGCACAGCUUCCUCCAUGCCAGGCCUGGUUUCUCUGCACUGGCCCCGCCCCACGUUACUGACGGCAAAGCCAGGGCUGCACUGCCAGCCCUUGGGACCUGCCCGUCACACCGGCCCAGAGGCCCCAGGCACUCAUCGUCGGACUUCUUCCCAGGGUUCUGCUCUGGCCCUUUUACCCCAGCCUGGAGGCCCGUGCCUGUGCGCCAGUGAGGUCUGUGGUCAUGGACGUUUGUAGGAAGACUGUGCUAUUUCCCUACAGCCCAUGUUAUACCGUGCUGUCUACACUGGCUUCUGUGCUCGUUUUGCACAGGUAGUGUACUGUGUGUUGCAUCUCAAGUCUCUGUGCCAAGACGUUCCCUUCAAUGUUUCGGUCACGCCCAGUCUUGAUAAUGUUUCUCCAAGAAAACCCGAGCUGCUGGGUCACCGGGGCAGGGCUCAGCACCGGGGUCUCGGAGCCUUGGGCAGGCCAUGGGCCACUGGAAUGCAGCUGACCUGUUCAUCUCACACUCCUUGUUUUAGCUGUGAGCCAUCGCCGUGUCCUGGGCCUGGUCUGGGUAGCAAGGGCUACAUGCUGUCACAGGUCCCCUCUCCCCCUGAAUCCUAACAAGCGGGUAGGAAGGGCUCCCUGCCAUCCGAGGUUUCGGAGACGGCAAACCACAGAUCUGUUCUCUAAAAGGUGGCUGGGUGGACGCUGGGGGCCCUGCUGCUGAGGGCCACGCCCGGCUCCCACUGGUGCAUCAACGUCUUCCGCUGCAGCUGUGCCUCUUGGAAGUGCUGGGGGGAAAGGCCUCCCCUCACCAGUGCAGGUGCUCUGGCUAUCAGAGUGGGACCACCAGGGGCGCCCUUGUACGGAGGACACAGGAGGGCAGAUGGCACACCUGCAGCGUGGGCUUGGGGAGGGGGACUGCCUGCCGUGGGCACAGCGGGGAUGCUAACUCAAGUAGCCUCUGCACCCCCAGCCCUGCCCUCCGACACUCCGUGCCCGUGGGCGUCGUCACCACCCCGCCAGUCCCCGGCACCCCCUGGGAGGGCAGACGUGCAGAUGGCAGUGGGCGCUGUAGGAUUAUCCUAACCACCCUUUUGCGUUAAGGUUUACAGGACAGAAUUUUUAAACAAAUGUGUUUAAUUUUCUAAAACCUCUUGUAUUAAAAUUUUCUUUUGGAAUAAGCUGUGGCAAUUUUGUUACAAUCUGGUUUAGAUAAACUUUACGAUGACAAAAUUAAUACAGUGACAUUUUAUAAAUUAUG
This is a messenger RNA of Lepus europaeus (European hare), 6645 nucleotides long. RefSeq names its product sorting nexin 29 (gene SNX29). Gene Ontology annotation, molecular function: phosphatidylinositol binding. The transcript is spliced from 21 exons. Bases 42 to 2489 code for a protein of 815 amino acids. Lineage: Eukaryota; Metazoa; Chordata; Mammalia; Lagomorpha; Leporidae. The record is from RefSeq and is a predicted model, not a curated record.